AUGGAAGAAGUAGAUGGUAUUUUAAAUCAAAGUCAAAUAGAUGAUGAAGAAGAAGAGGAGGAAGAAGAAAUGAUGGCUGAAGAUAUUGCAGAAGUCGCAGAAGAGAUCGGAGAAGAUGUUGAACAAGAUGAUGAAGAUGAGGAGGAGGAUGAUGAUGAUGAGGACGAAGAUGAGGAUGAAGAGGAGGAUGAAGAGGAGGAAGAGGAGGAAGAUGAAGAAGAUGAUGUAGAUAUGCUGGAUUCGGAAACAAAUAAGCCUAAAUCAGAAAAUAAGUCAACCACUAAAAAUGAUAAUAUUGAUCGAAAUACCUCACAUAAGCUACAUGAUACGCCUAGUGAUACAGAGAAAGGCAAUAUUGAAGAGCGUACUGAAAAACUUCCUAAUAAAUCAGAUAAAUCGGGGGAUUUUAUAGAUACUAGUGAUGACAAAGAAGAAGAGGAUAAAGAGAAAUCCCCCAAUAAUAAAGAUACAAAAGAACUUGAUCCCAAUAAUAUCGAAAAACCUAAUCCAAAUACUGACGAAGAUUUUGAAGAAUCUGUACAUAGAUAUUAUACACAAUUAUUCCGAUCUUCGAGAUUAGCAGAUGGUUAUAAUAUUUACCCAACAGCUGCUAUUCCAAUUCAAACACAUGUCAAUGCAUUAGCAAUGUCUAAGGGACUUCAAUAUUUAUUCUUGGGUGGUGAAGAUGGUUAUAUAAGAAAAUUCGACUUUAGAAAUACAAUGGAUGGUAAACACUCCUUAACAGUUUUGCAAAAGCAUUCCCUAACUGAAUCCAUUCAAUAUGCUGGUAUAAACUUAUCGUAUUGGGAAAAUGAAGUUCCUCAAAAAAAAUCAGAAAUUAAAACAUUAAAAAAUAGUAAAGAUUAUGAACCAAAAGUUAGUCCAGUGCAUUCAUUAGCAGUGCAAAGUGAAUGUCUUUUUAUGUUAUCUGGUUUAGAUAACGGGGGUAUUACACUACAAGGUGUGAGGUAUCUAGAGGGUUCGAUAGAGCAUUAUUUUAAAAAUAGCAAUAGUCACACACAGCCUGUCAACUUAUUGAAAUUGAAUAAUUCAGAAAGUAGGUUCAUAAGUACAUCCUGGGAUAAGACAAUUAUUGAAUGGGAUUUAAAUAACGGUUCAAUGGCAAAUAAUUUCAAGGGUGUUCAAGCAGAGAUCUCAUCAUUAGAAUUUAGACCACUUCAUUCCAUGGUAGAAAUUAAAGAUAUUAAUAUAAAAUCUGAAGAUACAAAUGAUGGAAAGGAUGAUGAUAUGGAUUCCUUAUUUGGUGACGAAGAAGAUGAAGAUAUUGAUGGUGAUAUUAAUAUGGAUAAAUCAAAUGAUCAAGCUGAUUUGGAUAAGAUAGACGUCUCUCAAAAUCAUGAGAAAAAGAACGACAGAGAAGAUAUUUCUAAAAAAACGUUAAACGUUGUAACAAAUGAAAAUAUAUUUAUGACCUCAGGUCUUAAUGGUUCAAUAAGCAUAUGGGAUCGUAGAACACCGACUACACCAGCAAUGAAUUUACAAAAAGGGUUGUUAACACCACCAUGGUGUCAAUCUGCAACGUGGGGUAUUGAUGGUGACACAAUAUAUGCAGGUCGUAGAAAUGCAUCUGUUGAGAAGUUUGAUUUAAAGAUGCCUUCGAAACCAAUGAGCCAAAUCAAACUCCCUACUAUUUCAGGGCCUGUAUCAUGUAUAUAUGCACUGCCAAAUGAUAGGCAUUUACUGUGUGCUUCCUAUGAUAACAUUAGAUUAUAUGAUAUGAACGCCAGUACUUCCAAAUCAUCAGCAUCUCCAUUUUUUAUCGUUCCUGGCCACCAUGGUGGUGCCAUUUCUAAUAUAUUUGUAGAUCCUACUUGUAGGUUUAUGAUUAGUACAAGUGGUAACCGCGGAUGGCAAGGGGUUUCUACAGAUGUUGCUCUUCUUUAUGAGAUAGAUUUAGUAUAA
This is a messenger RNA of Henningerozyma blattae CBS 6284, 1923 nucleotides long. RefSeq names its product SAGA complex subunit SPT8 (gene SPT8). The coding region runs from base 1 to 1923 and encodes 640 amino acids. Gene Ontology annotation, cellular component: nucleus; transcription repressor complex. NCBI's taxonomy places the organism in Eukaryota, Fungi, Ascomycota, Saccharomycetes, Saccharomycetales, Saccharomycetaceae. The record is from RefSeq and is a predicted model, not a curated record. Gene Ontology annotation, biological process: negative regulation of transcription by RNA polymerase II. The transcript has a single exon. Gene Ontology annotation, molecular function: protein binding.